This is a messenger RNA of Pieris brassicae (large cabbage white), 3253 nucleotides long. It is a transcript of the gene Cdk4, whose product is annotated as cyclin-dependent kinase 6. The transcript is spliced from 7 exons. Gene Ontology annotation, molecular function: cyclin binding; ATP binding; cyclin-dependent protein serine/threonine kinase activity. The record is from RefSeq and is a predicted model, not a curated record. NCBI's taxonomy places the organism in Eukaryota, Metazoa, Arthropoda, Insecta, Lepidoptera, Pieridae. Bases 197 to 1168 code for a protein of 323 amino acids. Gene Ontology annotation, biological process: regulation of gene expression; G1/S transition of mitotic cell cycle; regulation of G2/M transition of mitotic cell cycle. Gene Ontology annotation, cellular component: cytoplasm; cyclin-dependent protein kinase holoenzyme complex; nucleus.
CCCACCCCUCCAAACAAAACUUAACGACAUUUUGUCCUUGUGAAAACUUUUUUAGUUUCUGUUUAAGUUUUGUUUAGUAAAACUUGUUUGGUACGAUGUAAAUUUUCUUAUACUAAUCACGGCUGUUUUGCGCGAGUGAUUUUACGAGUUUUUGUAUUAUUAAUUGAGUUAAUUUGUAAAAAAUCUGCAUUUAACAAUGUCUGGACCAAGUGCCAGUAAUAUACCAAAUAUGGCAUCAAUUAAUGAUGUCAGUGCUUUAUUUCAAACAGCUAAAAAGUAUGAAGAAUUAAAUGUAAUCGGCACAGGUGCAUAUGGAACAGUAUACAAGGCCCGUGAUCUUCAUAAUGGUGGUCAAAUAGUUGCUAUGAAGAAAGUUAAAGUCGCAUUAACCGAAGAUGGAAUACCAUUAUCAACGUUAAGAGAGAUUGCGCUAUUGAGACAAUUGGAGGGUUAUCGACAUCCUAAUAUUGUCAGGUUACUCGACGUCUGCCACGGUGGUCAGUCGUUGGAACGUGAGAGUCAGCUAGUGCUAUUCCUGGUUUUUGAACAUGUUGAACAGGAUCUGGAGUCGUAUUUGAAAAAGGCACCUGGACCACUCGGGGAUAAUAGAAUUCGGAGCAUGUCGUAUGAUAUACUAUCAGGGACGGACUUCCUUCACUCGCAUCGCAUCGUACAUCGCGAUCUGAAGCCUCACAAUCUUUUGGUGACAUCAUCAGGUCGUGUCAAGCUCGCGGAUUUUGGUCUAGCUAAGACAUACGACACGGAUAUGAAGCUUACUAGCGUGGUGGUCACACUGUGGUAUAGGCCGCCGGAAGUGCUUUUAGGUGUUUCGUAUAAUACGGCUGUGGAUGUGUGGUCAUGCGCGUGUGUCCUCGCGCAAUUGCAUACGCGGUCGCCUUUAUUGCCUGGAUCGUGUGAUUCGGAUCAGUUGCAUUGUAUAUUCAAAUUAAUAGGCCGGCCACCUAAACACGAAUGGCCGGAUAAUGUGUCGGUAAUGGCUGAUAGUUUUCCCGACUACCCUUCGUUGGACUUGGCCAUCGUGUUGCCUAGGAUACACCCGCAGGCUCUAGAUCUUAUUCAGAGAAUGCUAGUCUUCGAUCCCGCGAAGCGGCUAACAGCACUGGACUGCCUUGAACACCCUUACUUCACUGACGAGCCACUCACCUAAAAUCCAUCAAAAAGUAUUUAAAAAAUCCUCCGAAUUAUGUAAGAUUUUAAAAUUAUUAAAAAAAGUGAAAUAAUUUUAUAAAAAUCAAAUAAAAUAUCUUAAAACAAGAAAAAACAUAAGAAAACAAAGCACGUUCAAACAUUGUUUUUGACACAUGGAAGUCUCAAUCUUGAAUAAGCCAAAAAAUUAAAAAUUCCUGCCAUAGCAAUAAAUGUGAAAUUUGGCAAGAUUUUAAAAGCCGUAGUGUCUAUAGAACGUAUAGAGAAUAUUUCCAAUUCUAUUUUUAAAAGUAGUAUGUUUUUUUUCUUCUAUUUCUUGAUUUCAAAAUCCCGCCAAAACGCCUUCAACAAGAUGGCGUCGCCCCCGUCAUGACGUAACAUCGCUGCGUCAAUUCAAAAGUACCACAAAUCAAAAUAAUAUUUUUGUACAAGAAAGCUAAUCAAAAAAAAAAACAUUUUAUUUUGCCUAGUAAUUUCUUAUUUCAAAUCUAAUUUAUACAUAUUAUACUUCGUUAAAAGCAUAUUUUUACGCCGCGUCAAAUUUUCUAAAUAGAUUUAUAAUAAACUAAAUACUAUAGGAGUUAUAAGGAGAUAAGUUACUUUUGAAUAAAACAAAAAGUUUCAAAUAUAUGAAAUAUGGAAUAAAACAGCCAUAAAUAAAAAAAAUGUAUUAAGUGUUUUACGAUAAAACUAUUAGGAAACAUACUAAAAAUAACCGUGCAAUUUAAUAAAUUAACUGAAAUGCUAUCUAAAACUUAAAACGAAUCAAAGUUUUUCUUAAAAGAACAAAUAAAAAUCUUAGGAACUGUUGUUUAAACAAUCGCAAUUAUUUUUUUAAAAACUUCUUAAUCAAAAAUAUUAUACAAGUAAUAAAAUUGACAAUACAAAAAUAAUCAAAUUUUCCAAGCUAAUUGGCAUAACAAACCUAAGUUUUCAAAACUAAUUACUAAAUAAAAACUUUAUAAACUAAAAGAGGACAUACAAAACUUUUGGAAAAUAAUCUAUAACAUUAUACUCUUACGAUAGAAUCAAACUUAACCUAUUAAAUGUUAUAAUUAUAACAUCUAGUAUCUUAAAUGAGAUCACAAAAUCACAACCAAAUUUUGUUAGUGUAAACUUUUUUAAAACAUAUCAGUUGAGUACUCAGUGGUUGUCUAAUCUUAAUCUUCAGUCUCACAAUUUUGCAAAGAAUGAUUCAUAAUAUUUUCAUUAAUAACAUUCAGAAUUCCCUGUUUUUUUGCUUGCGUUACAUUUAGUUUUUGGUUAUAAAGUUACUUGGGUGUAGUAUUUUCAGAUUGAUUAGUUUUCUGCUGCCUGCCCGUACAAAGUGUGGACACUGAUUUAAAUUCAUUCUCUUGAUACGAGGUCUUAUAUAGAAACUUGUUUUUCAUGUAUAUAUAUAUUUAGUACUUUUAUAUGAGACCAUUUAACCUUACCUUUGUCUUCAUUAAUGGUAUAGUAACCAUAUGCCAAAGAUAUUAAAUCAACAAAACUGUCAUGGGCAAUUUCUUUAACUUCGUAAGGCGAAGUUAUUUUUACAGUUUUAAACAAAGGAUUCAUGUAAGUAAAACAUUGCUUUUAAAUCAAAAGAACCCUAUUGCAAAACUGUUUGUUUUGCAUAGAAAAAAUAAGUUUUCUUUUUUUAAUCAAAAUAAACUUAUAAAACAAUGUGUUUGUUUUGCAUAGAAAAAAUACAUUAUGCCAUUAUAACUUCAAGUUAAGAGGGCUUUAUGCCGAAAUACAUUACUUUUGCUUUUAUUUUAACAGAGUUGUUUUAGUAAAAUUUUCUAAACCUGACCUUAUCUUAAAACAAAAUAUUAUAAAAUUGUAGGUUUUUACGUAAGUUUUUGCGUAUUGCUUUUGUCCUUUUGGCCGGCGUGCGUUAGUACGUUAAAUUGUUGAAAAUGAAUUUUGUUCUGGUCAAAUGUGGUCGUUUUCUAUAUAAAAUUAAUUAAUACUACAGAUUAACAUGUCAUGUUAAAAAAGAAAUCCGACGAAGAUAUAUCAUUUCGACUGACUAGACUGACGUAUAAAUACCUUUUUAAUAAUGAUUAUUUACAACUUAUUAUACUCCAUAACACUUACG